AUGGAUACAGAAACAAGAAUCGAUUUAGUCAAAGAGGAGAAGGAAACGUCAGAUCAAACGGUCAUCUUGCAACAAUUCCCUCAUCAAGUUGGUGGCCAUAAUUGUAUCCUGAUGUACGAUCCAUUCACCGUUUGUAAGCUUUUGACCAUCCUUGAAUUAUCCUUUUAUAAGGAGAUUCCUCAUUCCUUAGAGCCAUUUCUCCCUAGAUACUUAGGUGUAAUAAAUGUCCUACUCGAAAAUGAUGUCGAGGGGAAAGCCAUUUUUCGAGCUUAUCGCCUCAGUUCUGAUGAGAUUGACCAUCAAAUAAUGACUCAAGUUGAUACUGACGAAGAAAUCAAAGUGAACUUUGCCAAGGCAAAUUCACAUGUAAAUAAUGGGCCUUCCAAGAUUCAAUCUGAAGGUCCUAUUAGCCCUUGUAACAGUAAAUAUUAUAGGAAACAAGUUAAAGUGAUGAACAAUGAUGAAUCGAAAUUAUUUAUUCUAUUAGAGAAUGUUGUUCAGCCAUUUCGUUGUCCUUGUAUACUUGACCUUAAAAUUGGAACUUGGAAUCAAAAACUGAAUAUACUGAAAAGUCGUUCUGAAGAUGAAUAUAAUAAAGUAUCAACCAUUAGACUUGGUGUUCGCUUAGGUGGAAUGCAGACCUACAAUGUGACCGAUAAAAAAUUUUCCUACUUUGACAAAUACUUUGGUAAAACAUUGGAUUUAGUUGGUUUGAAGCGAAUGUUAUACCAAUAUUUUGAUAAUGGCAUUACCUUUCAACAUGAUAUUUAUAACCAAAUGUUGAAAAAGCUACAGUUGCUGAGAAAACGAAUUGCGCUAGAAGAUUGUUUUCGAUUUCGAUUUCGAGGUUGUUCCAUUUUGCUCAUUUAUGAAGGUUAUUGUAAUGAUAAUAUCAACGGUAACACAAAUGUAGAUGCACGUUUGAUCGAUUUUUCUCAUACGAUAUCAAAUAAGUUAAACUAUAACCCUAAUCAGCAACUUAACGGGGAAUUGAUAGGUCCUGAUAAUGACACUCUUAAAGGAUUAGAUAAUUUAUUGACAUUUUUCAUGGAACUCUCUCCAUCACCUCAAAUUUCUUAA
Messenger RNA from Trichoplax adhaerens, 1080 nucleotides. RefSeq lists its product as uncharacterized. The transcript has 6 exons. Bases 1 to 1080 code for a protein of 359 amino acids. Gene Ontology annotation, molecular function: inositol hexakisphosphate kinase activity. The record is from RefSeq and is a predicted model, not a curated record. Gene Ontology annotation, cellular component: nucleus; cytoplasm. Lineage: Eukaryota; Metazoa; Placozoa; Uniplacotomia; Trichoplacea; Trichoplacidae. Gene Ontology annotation, biological process: inositol phosphate biosynthetic process; phosphatidylinositol phosphate biosynthetic process.